Blepharisma stoltei is the source of this 2160-nucleotide messenger RNA. The record is from the annotation of a GenBank genome assembly. Lineage: Eukaryota; Ciliophora; Heterotrichea; Heterotrichida; Blepharismidae.
AUGGAAAUUUUGCAUCAUUCUUGGUUCGAAGAAGAAGUAAAUGAAAAAUAUCAAACAAUAAAAAGAUUUGCGUUUACCCUAUUUUUGGUUAUCGCAAUAGCAGUUUCUAUCAAUUUAUUAGCAGGAAAAAAUCAUGAUAUUAUUUUGGAAUAUCUUCCCUAUGAUUUAUUACAUAUAGUUGAAUGUAUAGUUCUAUGAUAUGGAGAAAACAAAAAAAGCCUUUUAAAAUCAAGAAUUGUAAUAGCUGUAUCUGAAUUUAAUUCUAUUUUAUGAUUUCUAAUGGGAACUACUAAUUCAAAGGAAUCUAAAGUUCUUUUAUGCACCCUUUCUUUUGCAUCGAUAAACUUUUCUGAAUGACCUCUUAUAUAUUCAUUCUGGAUUCGGAGCUUAAUUAUGAUUAAGCAUAUCUUUUUCUUUUAUUAUUUUGAAUACUUUACUGUAGGCUUGGAUGUGAUAUCGGCUGAAGGAGGAUUUUCUCAAAUGAUAGUAAUUUUGAUUUUUUUAUUGUCUGAGCUCAACUGGCAUCAGACAAGAGGGAAAUCAUUUGGAGAAUUUAAGCACAGGAAAACUAUAGAAAAUGCUGAAAAACGACUGAGUUUAAUUUUUGAAUUAUUUCCUGAUGGAAUUUUGAUAAUUUCACAUAACCAUAAGAUUUUAUUUUCAAACGAAAACUUAAUAAAGCUAUUAGAUUGUAAUAUACAGCAGGUAAUUUCUUUGCUAAAAUCAAUUCAGUAUAUAGAAGGGAAAAAUUAUUCACAGUGAAAUGGUUCAAAUAAACUAAUAGAUGAUAUUAAUUUAAUUCAAAAUUUUCAACUUAAUGUGGAAGUAUUACUUGGUAUAUGCAGAAUUGGGGUAUAUAAUUUAGAAUGAAAAGGGCAAAAAGUACUAUGAGAUGAUGAAGAAGCUAUAUUAUUGACGGUUAGGAAUGUCAAUAAUUUAAUCCAAUUGGAAAGAACAAUAUCAGACAGUAAAUUAAAAAACGUUAUGCUAAGAUCAGUUUCUCAUGAGUUGAGGACACCAAUAAACGCUAUUUCAAAUUUUGUUGAAUCAUUAAAAGAAGAGCCAGAAAUAGCUCGUCAUAACGAUUGAAACAGCAAGCUAGAUAUUACAUUAAUUUCAUCAAAGCUACUCCUGUCAUUAGUCAACGACUUGCUAGAUUACUCAAGAAUUUUGGCUGGAGUUUUUUCAAUAAAAAAGUCCAAAUUUUUAUUGAAAAAUGCUAUUAAUAACGCAAUACAGUUAAUAAAAAUCCAAGCUGAGAGAAAAGGCUUAAAAAUUAUUUCACGAAUCGAUCCUGAAAUCCCAGCAUAUAUAUUUUCAGAUCCAUUGAGGUUUAAUCAAAUCCUUCUGAACCUAUUAAGCAAUGCUUUAAAGUUUACAGUUUCAGGUUUUAUUGAAGUUACUUGUGUGUCAUGCUCUGGCGGAACUAUGAAAACCAUAGUGCAAGAUACAGGAAUUGGUAUCAAGGACUCAAAGAUAAAUGAUAUAUUCAAGGAGUUUAAUACAAGCCACCAUGGAAAUUUAAAUCCGACUGGCUGUGGUCUGGGCUUAUUUAUUUCAAAUAUUAUUGCUAAGGAAUUAGGCUCAAAAUCAAUUGAAGUCCAAUCAAAAGAAAAUCAAGGAUCAUCUUUCAGCUUUUCUAUUAAUAUAAAAGAUGCUUUCCAAGAUAACUUAGAGAUAAUGCAAUAUGAUGAUUCUUUUUCAGAAAAUCUUCCAGAAAACAAUUUUCCAAUCGUAAUAAAAGAUUUUAACGCUGUAAUGAAACAGGAAUGUCCAAGAGUUUUAAUUGUCGAUGAUAAUGAAUUUAAUAGGAUUUCACUUGGAUCAAUCCUUUUUGGCAACAAUAUAUUAUAUCGUGAGGCUUGCACUGGAAAACAAGCUGUAAAUUAUGUCGAAGAAAUGAGCAGGAAAAAGAAGCCAUUUAAGCUAGUUAUUAUGGAUGGAAGCAUGCCUGAGCUUAAUGGCUGAGAUGCGACUAAAAUUAUUUUUAAUUUGUAUUCUGAAGGAAAAAUUGAUGAUUUACCUACGAUAAUCGGAUAUACAGCAUUCACUUCUGAUCAAGAUAUAAAAAUGUGUAUUGAUUCAGGAAUGACAGAUUGCAUUAUCAAGCCAUGCAGCUCUCAAUUCUUGAUAAAAAAAAUAAUAGAAUACUUGCAAUAA